ACUUUUGAUUGAAACAUGUUAAAAGUAGUGGAGCUCAGUGUAUUUUCUGGUUCAUUUAAGUAGCCUCCUCUUUCGUCUGCUUUCGCGCUAGUUGUCUUCUCGGCGGAUCAUUUUCGUCUCCAAUCCGACAGAAAUGGUGGCAGGAACAAAAACCCAGUCGGUUAUGCUCAACACAAAUCUACCUUCUUUUCCAAACAAGGAGGCUGAUAAUUUAACUGCUAGAAAUCUGGGGAAGAGUCAACUUGGCGGUGUCAUAUUUGGUUGCAAGAACAACAUCAUCAAAGAAUGUUUGUCCAAACAACUUUUUGGUUUACCCCAUUCACACUUUUCAUAUGUAAGGAACAUUUAUCCUGGAUUGCCAUUGUUUCUGUUCAACUACAGUAACCGGAAACUCCUUGGAGUAUUUGAAGCUGCUAGUUUUGGUGACUUGAACAUUAAUCCAUAUGCAUGGACCAGUGGUUCAGAGAGAACUUUGUACCCUGCGCAGGUUCAGAUUCGUGUCCGGCUGCAGUGCGAACCACUCUCUGAAGGACAGUUUAAACCAAUAAUCAAGGACAACUACUAUGGACCUAAAUAUUUUUGGUUUGAGUUGGAUCAUGCUCAAGCAAACAAGUUGAUGUCCUUAUUUGCAUCUUUCGCAGUUGCACCAAGUUCUCUUGUGCCUCAGGAUACCAAAACAGAGUGGAGAAAUAUAUUCAAGGACUUUUCUUCUAGUGAUACAGAAAAUAGAGGUGAAGCUUUAAAGUCUCCUUCUUUAGAGGUUGUUCAGUCUGCUUGUCUGAGUGAGAAAUUAGAUUUUAGAGAUGUGGCUCCUUAUGCAGAUGGACUUAAAGAGGAAGUUAAAAAGUUUGGGCAGCUUGCUUCAGAGGUUGAGCAUCCUCUUCAUUCAAGCAGGAAAUCGGAUUCUAUGUAUCUUGCUUCUUCUAUUAAUGGAGAUAACUGUCUGCUGGAAACUCAUCUUGAGGCAAAUGUAGUUGGACAGAAGCAGAAGGAUCUUAUGCUCAAGAAACUAAAAGAACUGGCUAAUAAAAGGGAGCAUAAAGAAUUGUAUAUGGUGAAUGACGUAGAAGACUCCAGGUUUAUUAAUCAAAUGAAAUCAGAGAACAGGGAUAUUCUAGAGAAGCAAAUAGUUUCAGAGGGAAAAGAUGAAGAGAGUCCUGAUUCCUCAUUACAUUACCAGGCUGUCAUAGUUCAGUUGAUUAAUGGGAUGGAAGAGCUUAAGGCAUUUAAAACUGAACAAACUCACAAAAUAGUUCAUUUGGAGCAGAAGCUGGUUGAAGCCCAAACAGAAAUUCAGAGAUUGAAAACUCGUUGUACCAUGCUGGAAUUUACAUCAAAAUCCUCUGCUGAAUGUGUUAAUGAGAACACUUCUGAACCCCUUGAUGAGUCACGUUUGGAUCCUACUGAGUCGAUAUUUUUAGUGGGAGGAUAUGAUGGUGAAUCAUGGUUAGCUGUAUUGGAUUCGUAUUUUCCCUCGAAGGACGUUAUAAAAUCCUACAUGCCAAUGAGCUGUGCUCGCUCAUAUACAGCAGUUACACAGAUGAAUGGUGAAUUUUAUGUACUUGGUGGUGGAAGUGGUCUUCUGUGGUACGACACAGUCGAGUCAUACGACCCAACUAAUAACAAGUGGACCCGUCGCCCUUCCUUGAAGGGGCAAAAGGGAAGUUUAGCUGCUGCAAUUUCAAAUAACAAAAUAUUUGCAAUUGGUGGUGGAAAUGGGGUUGAAUGCUUUUCAGAAGUCGAAAUGCUUGAUUUAGAUGUUGGAGAUUGGGUACCUGCACGGUCUAUGUCACAAAAGGUAUAGCAAAUUAUCUCUUUUACAUGCUGCUGCAUUCAUGAUUUUUAAGAAUGCACGGUGGCAUCUAUCUGUUCUUCUCUUUCUAGUUAUAAUACAUGGGAACUUAACUGAGUUUAUUGUUGAUUAUCCUGGUAUUUUUUGUGUGGUUCAUUUAGUAUAAUUUUCCAGUUGAGGGAAAAAAAUCAUAAGUUUGCAAGUGAGCAAAAUUGAAAUAGACAAAUAAGCUCUAAUGUUUUGCUUCAUGCACAAUUUCUGAAUUAUUCCCAUAAAAUUGUUAUUUUGUGUAGAUUACGAUGUAACCUCUAUAACUGAAUAUAAAACACUUGGUAUUUGGAGUUUAGUAUCUUGUAUGGAUCUCAAAAUUGGGUUAUAGUACAUAGAAUAGUACCUAUUAAAAAAAGGCAUAUUCUAACAUAUUAGAUGUAUCCACUAUAUAUACAGUUUGCAAAUCCUCCCCAGCUAUUAAUGAGUUUUCUGAUGAAAAAGUUUCUAACUCAUGAGCUAUAAGUAGUUCAUUUUGCAAUGAGCAGUUUGAUCUUUGGAGAUGUGAGAUUUUAAUCUGCAUAAAAAAAGAGAGAAAAUCUCUGCAUUAGUUGGUAUAUUACAG
Molecule: messenger RNA, 2405 nt
Organism: Carica papaya (papaya)
Lineage: Eukaryota; Viridiplantae; Streptophyta; Magnoliopsida; Brassicales; Caricaceae
Source: RefSeq, a predicted model, not a curated record